Molecule: messenger RNA, 1803 nt
Organism: Cyphellophora europaea CBS 101466
Lineage: Eukaryota; Fungi; Ascomycota; Eurotiomycetes; Chaetothyriales; Cyphellophoraceae
Product: methionine-tRNA ligase
Exons: 2
Coding region: 1-1803 (600 amino acids)
Biological process (GO): methionyl-tRNA aminoacylation
Molecular function (GO): ATP binding; methionine-tRNA ligase activity
Source: RefSeq, a predicted model, not a curated record
AUGCAGUCACUGGAGAAUCAGGCGCGUAGCUUCUUUCUACAGUGUCGUGCACGAGCAUGGCGAGCGGGUCAGCGCUCUCGUUCGCGACUAUACGGUCCUCAGCAUUCUUCGAGUAGCUCUCAAGCUCGAACACUUGCAUCUGGACACCGCACGAGAGGACCAAGUCCUCCAGCUCCCAAGCCUUUCUACUCCACUACACCGAUAUACUAUGUCAAUUCCUCCCCUCAUGCCGGCCACUUAUAUUCGAUGGUCCUGGCGGAUGUCCUGAAACGGUGGCACCAGCUAAAGAACGAGCCUGCACAGAUGCUCACGGGUACGGAUGAGCAUGGUAUCAAGGUUCAAAGGGCCGCUGAAGAGGCUGGAGCAGAUACAUAUGCGUUCUGCACACAGCAUGCGGAACAAUUCCAGAGCCUGGCCGACACUGCGAACAUCUCGUAUGAUCGAUUCUUCCGCACCACCGAUGCAGACCACAAGGAGGCAGUGGCUCAUUUCUGGCGAGAACUCAACCGUCAAGGGUACAUCUACGAAGCGAAGCAUGAAGGCUGGUACUGUGUCAGCGACGAGACAUUCUAUCCUGAGUCGCAGGUGCACAUGGUGCUCGAGCCCUCAAGUGGUGAGAAGAUAAUGGCUUCUGUUGAGACUGGAAAAGAGGUGGUGUGGACUUCAGAGAUCAACUAUCACUUCAGGUUGUCAGACUUCCGAGACCGCUUGCUCGAGCACUAUGAGUCCAACCCGAAAUUCAUAAUACCGCGGCAACGUAUGAACUUCAUUAUCAAGGAAGUCGAAAGUGGCCUCUCUGACUUGUCCAUCUCGCGCCCGAAGGAGAGAUUAUCGUGGGGGAUUCCAGUCCCCGACGAUCCGUCACAGACAAUAUACGUUUGGUUUGAUGCUCUCAUCAACUACAUCACCCAUACCGGCUACCCGUACACAGCUCCUGGCGAACCCAGCAUAUGGCCUGCGGACGUUCAGGUCAUCGGUAAAGAUAUCAUUCGAUUCCAUACCAUUUAUUGGCCCGCUUUCCUGAUGGCUCUCAAUCUGCCGGUUCCUCGGCAAUUCCUUUCCCAUGCGCAUUGGACGAUGAACACACAGAAAAUGUCAAAGUCUGUAGGCAAUGUGGUCAAUCCAUUUGGAGCGAUGAAGCGUUUUGGGGUCGAUGCCAUUCGCUACUAUAUGGUUCGCGAUGGUGGUCUCGCCGACGAUGCGCCCUACGAGAACAUGUAUAUUGUACGCCGCUACAAGUCCGAACUACAAGGACAACUUGGCAACUUGUUAAACCGAAUCUCGCGAACCAAGUUCUGGGACGUCGGCGAAUGCAUACAGCAAUGCUCAGAAGAGGUUCGUUCGCCUCCGAAUAAUGUUUCAACAUAUCUUGAGGGCUUUCAAGCCGUUCAGCGAUUCAAUACGGACAUUGUGUUGAAGUCGGACGAAGCCAUGCGAGAGCUGAACAUGCGUCAGGCGACAGACGCCAUCUUCAGUAUUAUUGAUCAGGCCAAUCAUCGCUUUCACCAAGCAGAACCAUGGAGGAAAGUCAAAGAGAGGGACGAGGCGAGUCAGCUGGCCACGAGGUGGGCAGUCUUCGAGGCUGCCGACUCUCUUCGUGUCGCUGCGAUUCUGCUGCAGCCUUUUAUGCCAGCCAAAAUGACCCAGGCUUUGGACAUGCUUGGUGUGCCACCUGAGCAGCGACACUGGCAUGCGGAACUUGCGAACAAAGUACCGGUCUACGGCAAACCAUUCUUUGAUCUCGAAAAGGGAGAGAGGCGGCCAGAACAGACUCUGUUUCCUCCUUUGCUGUCUGAGAACUGA